This is a messenger RNA of Saccharomycopsis crataegensis, 861 nucleotides long. Its product is annotated as Mf(Alpha)1 protein. Lineage: Eukaryota; Fungi; Ascomycota; Saccharomycetes; Ascoideales; Saccharomycopsidaceae. The record is from RefSeq and is a predicted model, not a curated record. The coding region runs from base 1 to 861 and encodes 286 amino acids. The transcript has a single exon.
AUGAAAUUUUCUACCAUUGUUUGCGUUUCCGCAUUAAGUUCCAUUGCAGCUGCUGCCCCAUGGCACUGGGAUAAGCUUAGUCCAAACCAGCCAAUCUACAAGAGAGAUGCUGCUCCAGAAGCAGACGCUAAUGCUGAAGCCGAAGCAUGGCACUGGGAUAAGCUUGGCCCAAACCAGCCAAUCUACAAGAGAGAUGCUGCUCCAGAAGCAGACGCUAAUGCUGAGGCCGAAGCAUGGCACUGGGAUAAGCUUGGCCCAAACCAGCCAAUUUACAAGAGAGAUGCUGCUCCAGAAGCAGACGCUAAUGCUGAAGCCGAAGCAUGGCACUGGGACAAGCUUGGCCCAAACCAGCCAAUUUACAAGAGAGAAGCCGAUGCUGAAGCCGAAGCAUGGCACUGGGAUAAGCUUGGCCCAAACCAGCCAAUCUACAAGAGAGAUGCUGCUCCAGAAGCAGACGCUAAUGCUGAGGCCGAAGCAUGGCACUGGGAUAAGCUUGGCCCAAACCAGCCAAUUUACAAGAGAGAUGCUGCUCCAGAAGCAGACGCUAAUGCUGAAGCCGAAGCAUGGCACUGGGACAAGCUUGGCCCAAACCAGCCAAUUUACAAGAGAGAAGCCGAUGCUGAAGCCGAAGCAUGGCACUGGGAUAAGCUUGGCCCAAACCAGCCAAUUUACAAGAGACAAGCAGAUGCUGAAGCCGAUGCUGAAGCCGAUGCUGAACCAUGGCAUUGGGAUAAACUUGGACCAAAUCAGCCAAUUUACAAGAGAGAAGCCGAAGCUGAACCAUGGCACUGGAGUAGCAUUAUUCCAAACCAAACAAUCUACAAGAGAGAAGCUGAAGCUGCUCCAGAAGCCGAAGCCUAA